Molecule: messenger RNA, 936 nt
Organism: Cyphellophora europaea CBS 101466
Lineage: Eukaryota; Fungi; Ascomycota; Eurotiomycetes; Chaetothyriales; Cyphellophoraceae
Exons: 2
Coding region: 1-936 (311 amino acids)
Cellular component (GO): multi-eIF complex; eukaryotic translation initiation factor 2 complex; eukaryotic 48S preinitiation complex
Molecular function (GO): translation initiation factor activity; RNA binding; ribosome binding
Source: RefSeq, a predicted model, not a curated record
AUGACAUCCGAACCAGAUUCUCUGACGAACUGCCGGUUCUACGAAGAAAAGUACCCGGAAAUCGAGUCGUUCGUGAUGGUCAACAUUGCUGAGAUGGGCGCGUAUGUCAAACUGCUCGAGUAUGACAAUAUCGACGGCAUGAUUCUUCUCUCAGAACUCUCGCGAAGACGUAUCCGAUCGAUACAAAAGCUCAUCAGAAUUGGUCGUAAUGAGGUGGUUGUGGUAUUGAGAGUGGAUAAGGACAAGGGCUAUAUCGAUCUGUCCAAGCGAAGAGUCUCGCCGGAAGACAUUGUGCGAUGCGAGGAGCGAUACAACAAGAGCAAAUCGGUACACUCGAUAAUGCGACACGUUGCCGGCAAGACCAACACGCCGAUCCUCAAGCUGUAUGAGGAGAUUGGCUGGCCGCUGAACCGCAAGUACGGUCACGCGAACGAUGCAUUCAAGCUUUCGAUCACCAACCCCGAUGUAUGGAAUGAUGUCAAGUUCCCGAACCAGGUCGUCAAAGAAGAGUUCCAGUCGUACAUUGGAAAGAAGCUCACACCUCAUCCCACCAAAGUUCGAUCUGACGUCGAAGUCACGUGCUUCCGAUAUGAUGGUAUCGAUGCGAUCAAGGACGCGUUGCGGAAAGCUGAAGCCAAGAACACACAAGAUGCUGAGGUCAAAGUGAAGCUGGUGUCUCCGCCUCACUACGUUCUGACCAGCCAGUGUCUCGACAAGCAACUGGGCAUUCAGCUGCUCGAGCAGGCUAUCAAGGAUAUUGAAGCAAGCAUCGAGGCUGCUGGUGGAGGCAUCAAAGUCACAAUGGCGCCAAAGGCUGUCACCGAGCAUGACGAUGCCGAACUACAAGCACUCAUGGAUAAGAGAGCUCGUGAGAAUGAGGAGAUCAGUGGUGACGAGGAUGUCAGUGAAAGUGACGAGGGACCAGAAGUUGCGUAG